Molecule: messenger RNA, 2457 nt
Organism: Ochotona princeps (American pika)
Lineage: Eukaryota; Metazoa; Chordata; Mammalia; Lagomorpha; Ochotonidae
Product: histo-blood group ABO system transferase-like
Exons: 8
Coding region: 405-1646 (413 amino acids)
Biological process (GO): carbohydrate metabolic process
Cellular component (GO): Golgi apparatus; membrane; vesicle
Molecular function (GO): glycoprotein-fucosylgalactoside alpha-N-acetylgalactosaminyltransferase activity
Source: RefSeq, a predicted model, not a curated record
CCCUUUCGUUCCACUCUCCAGUGUGAGCACUUCUUGGGGUCAUCCCAUGCUCACCCCCUAAAGGACUGCCUUGUUUCCUAGAGUGAGAUUGAAUGAGCUGGACACAAGUACAGGCUGUAAGGCGGAGUCUUUAUUGAGCAAGGAGGCGACAGCAGCUCCCACUGCACUGCAGGAGAGCUCCCAACACUGCUUGGCUGGAGUUGGUGGUUUUUAAGCAUUCCGGACCAGAGAGCCAUUUAACUGACAUACCUGCCAACUGCUCUAACUUCCCACCAGUGGGCCCGAGUCCUCACAUUCCAAUGAGCUCAACUGCCCACCCACCCACUCAACUGAUACCUCAUAGCAGUUCCUGAAGGAGGAGGCAGUAAGGGCAGGGUGUGAGGAGCCACUGGGGUCCAACGUUUAUGUCAAUUAAUGCAGCAAGCCUGCCCACCGCUGUGGGGCGCUAUCCCUCAGCUGCACCCCAUCACAGCCUCAUCUCUGCUGAGGAACUUACUCAAGGGAAACAGAAACACGGGAAUGCUGAUAGAGACCUUGUGAUCACAACAGCAAAAACAGUUCGGCAAAGCCCAGCUCACCUUCCAGUCGGAGAAAGAAUGGACACCCAGUGGUGUGUGAAAGGAAAACCCAAAUGCCACCUGCUGGUCUUUCUGCUAAGCCUCAUCCUGAUCUUGUUUGGCUAUGGGUUUCUGAGCUUCAGACGCCUGAUGCUGGAAGACAUGGAAGUGAAGCCUAGCAUGGCUGUUAGAGACCCCGAUGGCUGGCAAGUGGUCGCCUUGCCCAGCAUGGCGUAUCCUCAGCCUGAGGCACUGACUCCCUCGAGAAGUGACGUCCUUGUGGUGACCCCCUGGCUGGCUCCCAUCAUCUGGGAUGGGACAUUCAACAUCGACCUCUUGAAUGAGCAGUUCCGGCUGCAGAACAUGACUGUUGGGUUGACUGUGUUUGCCGUGAAGAAGUACAUGGUCUUCCUGAAGAGGUUCCUGGAGUCGGCAGAACAGCAUUUCAUGGUGGGACACCGUGUCACCUACUACGUCUUCACCGACUGGCCGGCCAACGUGUCUCAUGUGCCGCUCGGGGAGGGCCGGCAGCUGGUGGUGCUCUCUGUGAGUAGCCAUGCCCGCUGGCAGGACGUGUCCAUGCACCGUAUGGAGAUGAUCAGCAUCUUCUCUCAGCAGCGCUUCCGCCACGAGGUGGAUUACCUGGUGUGCGCUGAUGUGGACAUGAUCUUCUGGGACCAUGUUGGGGUGGAGAUCCUGACUCCACUCUUUGGUACCCUGCACCCUAGCUUCUACACAGCCCUCCGCAAGGCCUUCACCUACGAGCGUCGGUGGAAGUCCCAGGCGUAUAUUCCCUGGGACAGGGGUGAUUUCUACUACAUUGGAGCCUUCUUUGGGGGAUCAGUGGCCGAGGUACAGCAGCUCGCCAGUGCCUGUCACCAGGCCAUUGUGAUUGACAAGGCCAAUGGCAUUGAGGCCGUGUGGCAUGUUGAGAGCCAUCUGAACAAGUACCUACUGCACCACAAGCCCACCAAGGUGCUGUCCCCAGAGUACCUGUGGGGUGAUUGGCUACUGGACUGGCCCUCCGUCUUAAAGAAACUGAGGCUUCUGACUGUGCCCAAGGAUAAUCAGAAAAUCCGAAACCCAUGAGGGCCUUAUAGAGGAUGAGGUUUGGGGCUGUUCUGUGCUCGAAGUGGUUCUGGGAGGAAGGGCACUGUGAUUCCACUUCUUCCCACUGUAGAAAGGCUCCUGAAGCUGAGCUGCUCAGCUGAAGUGCAGGCUGUCCCUGCCGUCUGUCAUCACUAGCAGAUCCUCACACAGACACAGGCAGUCAUGCUCAUAGACGGUAGACACAAGUACGCAAAUGUGCACACCGAUACACGGCCCCAGUCGCUUCCUCCAGCACUUGCUCCAUAGUGGCCACUAUUAGAACCUUCUGCCAGGAGUGACCUGGGCCCUUCCCCUGGGUGAGAUCAGUCUCAGACUUCCUGACCAAGGCCCUAGCGUGGACCUUUAUCAUCUCGUGGAUAGUUUUGGUGUGGUUAAAAGCAUGGCUCAUGGGGAUAGUUGCCAUCUGUAGUACUGGUAUCCUAUGUGACUGCCAAUUGCAGUCCCAGCAGCAUCACUUCUGACCUGGCUUCCUGCUAAAGCACCUGGGAAAGCAGUGGAAGAGGGUCAAGUGUCUCAACACCUGCUGCCCACCCACAAGGGAGUUUGGGGUCCAGAUCUUGUCUCCUGACUUUGGCCUGGCCCUGUUUGUCCUGGCUAUCUGGAGCAUGAACCAGCAGAUGGAAGAUCUCUACCUUAUUCGCUCUCUCAGAAACUUCUGUUCAAAUAAAUAAAUCUAUAAAUAUCCUAAUUGUCAAAGCCAGCCAGAUUUUGUCCUGUCUCAUCUCCUAAGAAUUGUAUCAUUUCGUAGUUAUUGUUUAAUUCUGUGAUCCUUUUAGUUUGUUUUGUAGAA